AGAUCCGAAGGGAGCGUGCUCGACCUCCUUCCUCCCGACAUCCAUGCCACUCCUAAGGGAGGAGGAGGAGAUGGUGGAGUUGACGCAUCUGGACGUGCUCGUCGUCGAUGAAAGACACGGAGCCGAACGCCGUGCAGUGCGGAGAGCGUGAGGGGGAUGUGGGAGAGCGUGGAGGGAAAGGCGGAGGGUGUGAAGGUGCCGUGUGCGAGGUGCAAGCAUGCCGCCACGUGGUACGACGGCGCCGUCUAUCUCCUCGGCGGACGCAACAACAACAAUCUCCCCCUCAAGGACCUCUGGACUUACAACCUUGAUAAGAAGGAAUGGAAGGAGUUAGUGGGAGAGGGGGAGGCGCCCGGAUGCCUCCAGGAACACAGCCUGGUCGCCUAUAAGGGAAGACUUUACGUGUUCGGCGGAGAGGUCGGCUUCUCCUCCUCAGACGAGACCCCGCUCUGGUCCUACGACAUCAAGGCAAGCGGAAGCAAACUCUACGAAGGGUGCCUCGAUGUUACGGCCGGAUCCUCUCCGCAGACCUUGGUUGUAUGGAAGCCUUUACUCUCGCGCUUUCGAUCUCCUGACAUUUUAGGACCCCUUGGGAAAUGUCGCCAGCUGGAAUUCGACACGCUUCUCACGAUUGUUCGUGCCUUUUCUUCACGUCUCGAUGCGGAAGAGAGAGGGACAUGGAUGGGAGUUCUUAUGCUGCAUCGGAAAUUGAAUUGCCGCCUGGAGUCAUUUCAUGUGAUUGUGCAUGCCGUGGCUGCGUGUGCUCGAUGGAGGAAGCACAGCGGGAGGCAAGGGAAGAAGGGAUCGGGGAAAGGGAAGGGAAAAGCGGAAAGGAGGCCCACGGGAAGGAGAGGACACACGGCAAACGUCUACGACAAGGCCAUGUACAUCUGCGGAGGGUACCAGGACCUCCGGGGAUCUUCCAUGGAUAUCUGGAGAUACCUAUUCGAGGAGGAUCGUUGGGAGGAGGUACUGGUGACUAAGGGGGAGGCUGCCACAGCACCUUCUCCCCGACACAGUCACACCGCCGUGGUCUACGACUCCUACCUCUGGAUCCUCGGAGGAAUGACCAACCUCGUUGAGAAGGAUGACCUGUGGAAGCUGGACCUCACUUGCAUGAGGUGGAGCCAGGUGAAAGGAAAGACAGGACCAGGUCCUUUGCAUUCCCAUUCCGCCAUCAAGGUCCUCUCCUCCAUGCUUGUCUACGGGGGCAUCCGACUUGGACAACCGUCUUCCGAGCUCUGGGCCUUCCACUUUGGAACGGAGACAUGGGACCGGAUUCACCCUGGGGGUGAUGAGAAGCCGUUGCCUCGUUCCCAUGCAACUGUGAUUUUCCCAUACACUUCAACCUCAGAUGAGGGUCGAGAGGUCGUUGGCUAUGAUCCAGAUCUUGCCAAUGUCACUGCCAUCUUUGACACUUACAACAAGGACCUUCAACCAGUGGAACACUUUGUUCACACUCACUGCAAACACCGUGAGCCUGCAGGGCAGGCACGGCUCUACAUGUUUCAUAACCAAAGUCUCUCUUUGGAGGAGAAUGAAGAAGAUGAAGAGGACAACGAAGAAGAUCGGUGGUAUCGGGACUUCAAGGCGAAACGAAUGGAUGGGGCAACAGGGAAGCGAGUUUCCCGGGUGGAAAGCUUCUCUUCGGCGAGUCAGAACCUCCGCUUCUUCAAGGACCUCUCACGGAUCUCCCAGAUGAGCCUGUCACGCAUCACGGCCGACCGAAGUUACUCUGCCCUGGGUGAUGAAGAUGGGGAUCAGCUCAGCCUCACCAGCUCCCUUAUGAGCAAAUCCAUCAGUAUGAAUGGAUUUGCAUCUUGGAGGCGGAGCUUACCCCAUGAACCUAACUCUGUCCCCAGUCUCUCGGAUAUUGUGGGCCAAAUGGGGACAAAAGGGGCUCCACGGGAACCCAGUCUCAGUCUCUAUUCUCCAACUGAGUCUUAUAAUUCUCACCAGCAUGUCCCCAUAGCUGGUUAUACAGUCCGCAAUGGACAGCCGACUCAGCUGAUCAAUGUGGAGCCAUGCAUGACACAGACCUCAUUCGAACAGUUCACCCAGAUGAAGCCAGCCAGGACUGAUAUGGUGAAACAUGGAAACAAUGAAGAUGGAUUUCUCAUUGACCUGGAUAUCCUGCGACGUGAGGAACCCACUUCUGACUAUGCCAGCGUGGAGACAGACAGCGAUCGCAGUAAUACUUUCGGCUUUGACAAUCCAAAUUACAUUGGACCUGAAUCGUCUGUGUUCUACCGCCGUCGAAGACAGAAUGCAGAAGGGGAAAACCGGACAUCCCGUCCCCGCAAUGGUGCAUGUGCAUCUGUAUCAUCCUCUGUGAGACGUGCUCCCCAUGCUGAACUGGAUGAGUUCACAUCCCAUCAAAACAUCUUUGGUAUUGAUGCAAUGUCACACCAUGAGGAUGAUCUCACAUCUCAUAAUUACUCCAUGGAGAUGCAUGACUUGACGAGCAUCACAAGCACAGAGUUAGAGCGGGAGUUGACUCGGAUGUACCAGGGGCGACCCGGGACCGGUCCCAGCGAUAUUCCCAUCCAGACAUCCCCCCACACAUUCUCCAGCUCCAAGAUGACACCACUGCCUAUAAUGGAGCCAACAGUGGUGUAUGUCAUUGGAGGCAAGGACACUGGUCAGGUGGUUGCCUUCAGACGCCCCAUUGCGUUGUGGAAACUUGAUCUCACCAAGUGUCUCCUCUGAUGAUGUGAUCUGGUCAUGUGACUUGAUUGAGUGCUUCUAAUGAUUCAAUUGGUUAUGGGACUUCACUUUGCAUCCCCAGUCUACCAAGAUUUCAUCCCUGAUUGU
This is a messenger RNA of Darwinula stevensoni, 2814 nucleotides long. Lineage: Eukaryota; Metazoa; Arthropoda; Ostracoda; Podocopida; Darwinulidae. The record is from the annotation of a GenBank genome assembly.